This is a messenger RNA of Diabrotica virgifera virgifera (western corn rootworm), 15354 nucleotides long. RefSeq names its product E3 ubiquitin-protein ligase MYCBP2 (gene hiw). The transcript has 56 exons. NCBI's taxonomy places the organism in Eukaryota, Metazoa, Arthropoda, Insecta, Coleoptera, Chrysomelidae. The coding region runs from base 259 to 14136 and encodes 4625 amino acids. The record is from RefSeq and is a predicted model, not a curated record. Gene Ontology annotation, cellular component: nucleus.
CGUAAAUUCUAUGCGCCGGCGGAUUGUUUUGAACAGAUUUUAAAUAAAUCUGUAAACAGUUACCAAUUCUACCGAAAAUACUUAAUAAUUUAACUUUUAUGCAUUAUAUCUAGAUAUUUUUAAACGUUUCCUAGUGCGAGUUCUAGCGUUUUAUCGAUUUAUAUUACGAGAAACGAUGACACACACACUUUGAAGAAAAUCAAUAAUACAACUACCAUGAACUAAAAACUACAAAAUAAAGUAGUAAUUUAACGAAAAAUGUUGCCGGACCCUGAAGAUUUUAAUAAUAUAUUUCAUGAAGCUUAUAAAGUUCUUCCAGAACAUGCAAAAAAGCGCCUGGAAUGGAAACGCCUAAAAAAGAAGUCAGUAAAAGCCCGUUACAAACAGAAAAAUAAAUUCGAUUCGCAAUGUGAAAAUGAUCUGCAACUGGCACCCGAAAUCGAACUCCCCGGAAACGCAUCUGCUUUUGCCGUAUUUGCUUCAAUACGUUUGGCAGUACUGGAUAGAUGGAUGAAACAAGCCAGUCAAGAAUACCUAAAUAGUAGCUGUAGCGCACCUUCCCAAGAUCAAAGUGAAAUCGAAAGCGAUACUGAAGACAAUUCCCAAAGUACUUGCUAUACUGCGAUUAAAGUCUCUAAAAUAGUUGGUCUUGGUUUGAGAUCUGUCUUCGAGUUAAUCAAAGAAAGCCGCAUUACACAUCCAGUAUUGUGCACGAAAGCAUUAACUGCGUUGUUAGAUGUUCUGCAAGGACAAGCUCCGGAAGCAUUGAAAUGCGAACCUCCAGAUGUAAUCGAUUCUCUCUUUGAGUUACUGUUAGACUUAGCUACUCUCCACGGUCCUGAAAGCUUCGUUCCAAAUGAUGGAAGUCACUUUACAGCAGUAGCUUGUGCUUGUUUAUUAUCAUUGGUUGUCGUCAAAGGAGACACUGGAAAAUACCUUUCUGCAUCUGCAGCUUUAUUGAUGUGCCCAAGGGCCUUAUCUCUGCAGAAUAUUCAGAUGCCUGCCGUACUAUCUUCACUACAGAAAAGUGUGCAUGGCGUACUCUUAGGCAAAACGAUCAGACCAGACUGGAUAACCCAUGGUGUACCCAAUGUUGCCAAAAUCAACUCAUUCCACGUUAAAUUUCCUAGUGAAUUAAAUACUAGUCAAAUCAAAGUAAAAUCUUUGGCGUAUGAUGGACAGUAUUUAUACCUUUUCACCUCGAAGGGUUUGUUGAAAGUUGGUAGUGGAUAUGGUGGUACAUUGAAAGGAUAUGUUGUGCUAUGGAAACCCGAUUUCUAUCCAAAUGAAAGUGGAAGUUUGGUGUUUUGCAAUGGUAAUCUAUAUUUAAAAUUAAUCGGCAGAAGAGGUGGAGAAUUUCUGAUAGUGGAGAGAUCCAACCUAUUAAUAUCUGGAUCAGUUCCUCUCCACAACAGAGACUCAUCUGCGACUGUUGUCUUUUCGGAUGGCGACUAUUUAGGAGUAAUAUCGCCAGCUAAAGAUGAUGGCUUUGUUGUAAGGAUGCUUAAUCAGAAUAUAUCACCAGCAUCAUUGGUCAGUGAAUUGCCACUAAAGCUCGCAAGGAAAUGCGUAGACGUUUUUGGGGUUUCUUCAUUUGAUGAAGAAAACGGAACGUACACGGUGAAUACGGGCAGCGAGGAAGAGAUCAUAACUAUAUGUACUGGAAAGGAGUUCGGUUUGAUUAGAACUAUCACGGGAAAGGUCUUAUAUUGCGGUAAAUCUUCAGCUCUUGGAAUAAAACAAUCGGGCGUUAGAACGGGAAAAUGGUCUGAAUUGAUAAUUACAAAAGCUCCAAAAAUCAACCAGGUUGCCAUUGGACAUGAUGGUCUGCACGCAGUUCUUUUGACAGAUGAUGGGUCUGUAUUUUUUACAGGUACAGCUCGAAGAGGAGAAGACGGCGACCAAAACAAAAUUCGUCGUCAACCUAAACCUGUCAAACCGAAGAAGAUGAUCAAAGUAGACGGUCAACACAUCGUCUAUGUAGCUUGCAACAAUGGCACAACAGCGCUUAUAAACAAAGAAGGAGAGCUGCUGAUGUUCGGCAAGGACACCACACACGCAGAUCCAGUGACAGGAAUUGUAGGACUUUUGAAAGGGGAGUUUGUUACUCAAGUGGCGUUGGGAAAAGCUCACGCAGUUACGCUGACUAACAAAGGACAUAUCUACACUUUCGGGAUUAAUAAUAAAUUCCAGUGUGGGAGGGAAUUUAAUAUGGCGAAGGAAGAAAACUCGUCCAAUGUUGUUGCCAUGGACACUUGCGGUGUUCAAGAAGAGCAAGAUUUGAUAGACGAAAUUCAGUCAGAAAAUCAAAAGGAAAGCGAAAAUAUUCCCGGAGUAUCUGAUUUGAAUAUGGGGGAAUCACAUAACAUAUGUCCUCCUGGCAUGCACGCUUGGCAUGACGAUAUGUGUAUGAUUUGUACCGUUUGCAGAGAAUGUACUGGGUACUCCAUCAGUUGUUUAUCAUCUAUUAGUGCUGAUCGAAAUCCUGGACAGGAAUGCGGAUGUGGAGAAGGUGACAGCGGUUGCAGUAUAUGCGGAUGCUGUAGGAUUUGCGCUAGGGAAGUAGUAGAUAAUUCUGAAUUAGCCGAUUUGGCGGGAAUGAUGAGAUUGGACUUGAUAUUUAGAGAAAAAGCUGUUAUACCACCGAGACAAAGAACCAAACUACAAGAGCAAUUGCAGAGUCGUUUAGAAGAAAGGAAAAAUAAGAGCAAGAAGUCAGUACAAAGUUGCAGUAAACAAUCACUGAAAGCCAAAUCGUCGAGACCAGCUAUUAAUUCGUCCACUGCGCAUAGAUUAAAUAAUAGUGUUAGACAAAAUAAUGUCUUACAAUCAGUUAAAGAACAACAGGGAUCCGAUGUUGAAAGAGACGCUGCCAGAAUAUCAUGUCUACCUCCAUCUAAGUUGACUUUGCCUAGCGAUAGCCCUGUGAUACAGAUAUCUUGUGGUCUACAUCAUAGUAUAGUACUGCUACAAAACGGGCAGGUAUACACAUUUGGUUCCAAUCUUAACGGACAACUUGGAUGUGGUGACAUACUAACCAAAAGUAGUGUACAGCUAAUAAGAUUGCCAUGUAGUGCAAUACAAGUAGCAGCUGGCAGUAACCAUUCGGUAGUAUUAACAUCUAAAGGAGAAGUGUAUACUUUCGGCAAUGCUCAGAAAGGACAGCUAGGAAGAACUCCUAACAACGUUUCGUCACAAGAUGUUACUCAGCCAGGAAACAGCUCAUCAUCUCGGUUUUCCAAUCCCAGGACUCCUUGGUAUAGCUUCCCUGGGUUAAUACCAAAUAUUGGCCCAAGACAUGGCCGUAGAGCAACUUGGGUGGGAGCAUCAGGAGACCAAACAUUCCUUAAAUUGGAUGAAAGUCUCAUCAAUUCCGUUAGUAUAUCGAAAUCGACAGUAACGGCAAAUAAGUGUUCAAUCGUGUUACUUCCUAAUGAAGAAGAAACUGCGAAGAAUUUUAAAUGCCUAGUCAUUAACAAAAGAGAUGGAAAUUGCAACUCGUUUAAAUCGGCCGACCAAGUCGAUUUCAGUAACAAAAUCGUUUGCAUGGAUCCCAUCUACAACGUUCUGUGGUCUUACAGUGUUAUGAAUAACGAAUUUACUGCGUAUAAUGUCAUAGCUGCAGAACUACAGACUUUAAAGAACGUUAACAAACCUGAAGGAAAAUAUUUAAGCGAAAUUAGAAAUAUAAAAGAUGCCAAAAAUGUUGACAGAAACAUGCAGUUGUCUUCGAUUCUUUCGCCUGAGCUAGCUUUGCCUGUCACCACAAACUGUUAUGUCACGCGAUUUCAAGCAGCUAUCAAUCUUCUAUGUUGCUUGGAUAUUUUAACAAUGUCUCAUGAUCUACAGAUAACAGCUAUAAAUGAAACUGUCGAUGAAAGGUGUCAGAUGACAGGCAAGCAAUAUUCCAAAGAAGACUUCCAAGCAGUUAACAGAUUCGAAAGCCACGGUGGAGGAUGGGGAUAUUCCGGACAUAGUAUUGAGGCGAUUCGAUUUAUGGCCGACACAGACAUAUUACUUGGGGGAUUCGGCUUGUUUGGAGGUAGAGGAGAGUAUACUGCUAAGUUGAAACUAUUAGAUAUUGGACCGGAAGGUGGAGAGCAGGAAAUCGAUGGCGAGUUGUUGGCUGAAACUGAAGAAAUUCCCUAUGAAUGUGGACCUCGACAGAAGUUUCCUAUCUUAUUUGAUGAACCAGUAUCACUACAGGCCCAUCGCUGGUACGUGGCCUGGUGUCGCAUCAGUGGCCCUAGCAGCGACUGCGGAUCCUCUGGCCAAACUAUGGUUACAACAGAAGAUCAAAUCCUCUUCUAUUUCAAAUCAUCCAAGAAAUCGAACAACGGCACAGACGUGAACGCUGGUCAGAUUCCACAACUUCUUUAUAAAAUAGUAACGCCAGACAAUCAAUCUUCUCCAAGACAAAGUGACAUUAGCGAACCGAUUCACAUAUUAUCUAAAGAUUUUUCAAGAACUGUCACAAGGGAAUGCUUCCAGAGUUUACUUUCUCUGUUGCAGUGGUCAUGGAAUACGUUUAAAUGGGGCAUCGUGGAAGGGCACAAUCAUAAAGUAUCUUACACCAGUUUGGAACUGGAGAGACUGGUUUACAUUAGCAGAGCUAGCUUACGCUUAAUAUGUACUUAUACCAAUGAGAUAUAUCCUCGACAUAUUAACAAGAAAAUGUCAUUGGAAAACGUCCAGCUAGCCGAGUGUAUAGGGGAAGUUAGAACGCUACUAAAGCAAAUUUUGUCUGAUAACAUCCCGAUAGUUAUGCAGAAUAAGAAGUCUAGCAGAAGCAAUACUAUGAGCAUUAGUUUGAUGAACAAUGUUCUGGAUGAAUGUCAUAAUACAUUCGUGUCAUGUUUUCAUGCUUUCUAUCCAACAGCACAUUUAAAGUGGACCUGUUUGUGUGACCUGCUUAGCGAAUGCAAUAAGGACAAUGGACAACACAUUUAUAACAACAGCCAGAGAUUACUGAGCGCAGUACUCUGUGCUCUUUGUGCGCCCACUGUCAGAUUAAGAAGUACCUUCCCACUAAUUGGACAAAGCAUUUGCUCGGAAAGUAGCUUACAUAGAGGCCUAAGUCCUUCUGAUAACACCGGACUACCGAUGAUGAGUAAUUCGGACUCACAUCAUUAUCCAAUUUUGGUGGAACAAAUGAGCUACAAGAGUCAGGUGGAAUCUACCUCCAGUAAUAUUUCAUGGCAAUGGUGUGAUGUAUUGGAAUGCCUCAUAACAUUGGCUUCAAACCCGGUUGUAAGAAGUUUGCACAAAAGUACAACUUUGUCAUCUUCGGAUUUAUCAAAGUUCUGUUGUCAUUUGCUAGCGAGAGUAUUAGCCGAAUUGGUACAUCAGUGUAGCGCUUCUGAAGAGGAUCUUCAAGGAAAUUACGGAAGAAUUUUACAUAUGACGCCGUCUCGGUUUACUAGAACCAAUCAAUCUAGAACUUGGAAUACUGGUAAUGGUUCACCUGAUGCAAUUUGUUUUCAAGUUGAUCGUCCUGGAAUAUCGAUAAUUGGAGUAGGUGUUUACGGUGGUAUUGGUCAUUACGAAUAUGAACUCGAGCUUUUGGAAGAUACAACCUCUCUAAAUACUGUGGAUUGCCAUGCUCAUUCCCACCGUUGGAACAGCUUGGAAGUUACUAGAGGAUCCUUUGGUCCAGAAGAUUUUCCUCCAGAUAUUAUUGAAAUCAAAUUUGACAGAGCAAUCUCAGUUAAGGAAAACAUUAAAUAUGCCGUACGAUUACGAAAUCAUGGAGGAAGAACUAACAAUGGAGAUGGUGGAUUAAAUUCUAUUAAGGGAUCGGAUAAUACCAUUUUCACAUUUUCUACGUGUUCCUUGAGUUUUAAUGGUACAACUCUUACUAGAGGCCAAAUUCCAAUUAUUUUAUAUUACAGUAAUCCUUUGGAAAGUGGAAGAGCCGCUACCACAAAAUUGGAACAACAAGCUCGAAUUGCAGCUUUGUCAAUGACUAGUGCUAUUAUUCAAAAGGCCAGUAACUUGCUUGUAUCAGCAAGAGAAAAGGCUGAGGAGGUUCCAUCAGCAGAGAUCCUUAGUAAAUCUUGUAUAGUAACAACUCUUUUACCACUGGUUUUGGCGCAUAUAAGUCCUCUGGUAACUAGCGAUUCGAAGAGUGCAGUUCAUAUUCUGAACCUAAUUCAGGAGUUACUCCCACAUGUGGCAGCCUUAAAUCUAAUGGGUACACCUUGUGGUGCUAUAAAAUCUGCUUCAAACCUUAGCACAUCUUCAAACCACGAGAGUUUAGAUCACAAAAUCGAAACCACUAGCCAUCAUUAUACUCUGGUAGAGAGUGAACAUCCUUAUAAACCAGCGACGGUUUCGAAUUACAGAGUGCAGUUUCCGGAAAGCGUAAAAUGGAUGAGUUUGGAGUUUGAUCCCGCUUGCUCCACCGUUCAACCGGAGGAUUCCCUCCAGUUAUUCGUACCAGCUAAAAAUUGUCCAAACGAUAAAAAUCAAGCUAUACUUAUCGAUGAUGGAGACUCUCCACCGAUGCCGUACUGGCCAGUUCUACAUAAAUUCAGUGGAAGUUUGCAGUGGCCUACCAACUCGGUAACUCUACCUGGAAAUGAAGUUUUGUUUUCGCUGGAAACUGCAUCUGAUUAUCUGAAAGACGAACGUCUCUGUGCCUACGGCUUCAAGUGUCUGGUGAUCGGGUAUGAGUGGCCUCAGGAUAAUUUUCAAAAUCUGAACGAACUAAAACAUUUGGAAGGUGAAUUGGCGUUUCUGGGAGGAAUGUGUGCCGCAAGUCUAAUGAAAAAGGAUAUUCUGUUUCCGCUAAAUGGAGAUGAAGCUGACGUUGACAUGGAAGUUGCUGAGAACGUAGCCUCUGAUAUCUUUUCCAAACACGGAUCACUUCUGUCCAAAGGAUUGGCCCUUAGUUCACCUCCUACGGUUCAACAAGCUUUGGACGGUAUGCUGCCCUACAGUGUUCAUUCCAACGAAAAACUAUUCCUUAGAGAUUUUGUCAACUGUGUGGCUGGUUCCAGUGGUGGCCGUCUAGCUCAAUGGUUACAACCAGGAAGUAGAGUGGAUCCAACCAAAUGCCAAGUGGUUUAUUCGAGAGAAGAUUUGCGAUGCGGAUGGCCUGCUAUUAUUAUGGUUCUCACUAGAGACCAAUAUGGAGACAUGGUGUUCGUACCAAACAUGAAGGUGGAAGUAAAGGCAAUACCGAUAGAUAAGAAGGAAAUUGGAGAUGGAGACGUAGGUCGAAAAAUGAGAAGAAUCAGCCAACCGGAUUUAAUGACGUAUGGAGGAUUACCACCUCCUCCUUUACACCUUCCUUAUGAACCCACCAUUAGAGAUAAAAUGUGUUUCCAUUCCAUUACAGUGAUGAAGCCGUUCCAAAACUAUUCAUUCGAAGAGUUGCGGUAUACUUCUCCCCCCAUUAAACGUUCAGGCGAAAACAUGUUGGUACGAUCCAAUUCCGAUGGGUCUUACAAUGCUACAUGGACUCCUGCUUCAAUCGGCUGCUAUUCCAUUUUGGUCAAUAUUGACGGAUAUGACAUGGAAGAGAUAUUUAAAGUUGAAGUAAAGGAGCCACCCCAGGGGAUGACACCUCCGAAUCAAAAUUUGUCGAAAAAAUCUCAACAUCAACCCAGCAAGUUACGAAAAUUCGUUGCCAAGAAUUCUGCAGGACUAAGAAUUCGAGCGCACCCUUCUUUACAAAGCGAACAAAUUGGAAUUGUCCAUGUUAAUGGAACUAUCGCAUUUAUUGACGAGAUACAUAAUGACGAUGGUGUAUGGCUUCGAUUGUCUGUGGAAACUAUAAAGCAAUACUGCAACAUAAGUACAACAGAAGCGUGGUGCUUGCAGUAUAAUCAACACCUAGGAAAAACUCUUCUCUUGCCCGUGGAAGAACCAAAAACUACGCUUGACUCGGUGAGGAAAGCACCAGAUCUUCAAGACAGGCAUAAAACACCAAACUUGAAUAUUAACUACCAAGUAAUUAAAUGUGGAGCUUCUGGCCAUAACGUCCGCAGCCGACCAAGUUUUAAAGCCACGCCAGUCGGAAUGUUGGCACUCGGAAACAGAAUCGGGAUAUCGGAAUACACUGUCAACUCAGAUGGAUGUUGGGUGAAACUAGAUAAGCCAACAAAAGAGAAGUAUUGCUUCAGCGCAGAAACCGAGGCUUGGUCAUUAGCGGUUGGUCACAACAACGUGUUGUAUCUUGGGAAUGUCAGCGAUUGUGAAGGUAGUCCCAAAUUAACUUCUGAGGAUAGUUCACGAAAACAAAAAAGAGGAUUUAACUUUUCAAUAAAGUCCAACGAAGCGAAUUUUUUAUUUUCCGGAUCAAGUUCGAUUGAAUCUGACGAACUUUUGCCUACAAAUCCCUUUAUAUUCGGAGAGGGGGUCCAACCAGAAUAUACAAAGACCUCGAAAAAGGAGAAGAAAGAAGGGAAAUUGAGUAGUUUGCCAAAGUGGUUCAAAGGAGACGAUAUAAAAAGCGAUUCAUCAGAGCCAUCUAUUGCACCACCUGUAAAAGCACACAGUGAAAGUAGUGUAAAUGGAAAUGGAAUUACACCUCCUGAUACCCCAAAACGUUCUCAAAGUCCCCGUGGACUGAUAUCGUCUCCAAAGUUAUCCAGUAGAAGUUCCAGUCCAGUUGCUGUUCCAGGACACUCCAACGUUCUACCUGAAAGUAGUGGUAGUAUACAAAUGUGUGGUUCAACGAAAAGUAUGGCAAUAUCACCAUUAGUAAGCGGCACUGGAUAUGAAACAAGUACGAGAAGAGGUUCUAAUCAAUCAGAUACCAGUGCAAUGGUAAGUAGUAUACCACGCGACAUUUCACAGUCACCAAGUCAAGCUACUCAACAGAGAGAAACGUCACCCACUCCUAGCAGUAGCUCCCUGCACACUAGAUCAGGCUCAAGUCCAUCUCACAUGACAAAUUCAAGGGAUUACUCUGACAUGGACCAGAGUCCAAAAAAGUUAACGCAAACUGGAACACAAACAUCUCCCGAAAGUGGCAAUACCAUUCCAAUCAAAUCGAAUUUUUCUAUCGGGGCCAUGGGAAAAGAUGAAAAGGUGUCUCCGAAGCUGGCCAGAAAGGAUAGAAACAUAGCUAAAAUCCGACCGAAGAGAGCUAUAUCUCCUGCGAAUUUGCAACAACUUCCUGCUGGGACUAAAUUAAACUAUGGAUACGAAAAUGUGAAGCAAGCUAUGAGUCCUUCUGUAGCAGAAUCUUUAAGAGCAGUGUUUGCUGCUUUCUUGUGGCACGAAGGAAUUGUACAUGAUGCAAUGGCCUGCGCGUCGUUCUUAAAAUUUCAUCCGACCUUACCGAAACAAGGCGCUCUCGUGGUAACACGUCCAGAUAUUCCAAUCGAUAAAAGACAAAAGGAAUUAAGCAAGGAAGAGAAAGCCAGACAAAGGCACUCCGUCGAAGUAAGCAACGCCGGAACUUACUUGCAUAUCCAGCCAUCCACGCUGGAGUCACUAACCAGAUCAGCAGCGAACGCAAGUGCCAAUAGAAAUCGCAAAAAAAUCAACGAAGACGUUAUAAAAGAAGGGGAAAAGUAUCCUACUGACGGCUACGGAUAUCAAACUAUCUCAGUUUUACCACCAGCACUUAAGGCGCUAGUGUACUUAUGGGAAGAACUGACCACGAAUUGUUUAAAAGCCAUGACACAACAGAUUGCUUCGAGUAGUCCUUGUAAUGUUAAAGAAAAGAAAGAUAAUAAAACUGAAAGAGAGAAGAACAUUCAUUUGGAAAGAGAAAUUAAAAAGUAUAGAAAAAAGAAAAUACCUCCUAGAAACUAUUUAGAAGAUUUAGGUGGUUUAUCCAGCUAUCUUCAGUCAUCAGGCGUCGAAACGUUGUGCGAAUUGUGUAGUGAUAGCUUCCCACAUCCAGUAACAUAUCACAUGCACCAAAUGCAUCCUGGUUGUGGACAGCAUGCUGGAGGAAAAGGAUACAAUUCCGGUGGAAGUUAUUGUCUUGGUUGGGCUGGAAAUUGUGGCGAUGGAGGAAUACCUGGCAGUUCUUGGUACCUUUUAUGUGAAAAUUGUCGUGAAAAAUAUAUGAAACUAGGAAAAUCCGGUAAACAAACAAAUUUUCGCCACAGAUCGGCAACAAGUAAAAAGAACAUUCCAUGUAAAUCAUUUACCCUCCCUAUCGUAUCAUCAAGCCUGGAGCCACACAUUAUUAUGAAAAACAACGCCAUGUUUCUACUAGACUUGGCCAGUUCAGCGGAAACGACGAUGACACAUCAGCGAAGACCUUCCUCGAGUAUUAUGCCUUCUGUUUCUGAAAAUAUCUCUCCUCCAGAGUGUUGUGGACCUUUCAGACCUCCACCUUCAUUUCAGUGCCUGAAUUCUUUUGGAGCAAACUUUAUUUCAAUGGAUGAACCAGCAUUCUAUAAUGAGAUGUUGCAUAAACAUGAGUGUCCAGAUGGUUUUGGACAAGGACCGUCCACAUCAGGCCAAAGGCCACUUUCUGAAAUAUCUAUUAGCGACGAUUUGGAUAUUACUAAAGGAAUGAGAUUCCACCGUUCAGUAUCAAUGGGAACUAAUGGGAUUCCUUGGUCAAAAUCUGGUUACGAUGGAAGAAUUAUUAUGAUGAGAAAAAGAAACAACAGUAGUUGCGAAAUUGCUAGUGAAGGAGGCUCUUCGCUUCUCUGUAAUCCUUCAUACGCCCUUCAGAAAUUAAUUCCAAAAAGAGACAAUCCAGUUUCAGCAAUUGUGAGAACUGACACAAACAACGAAGUUGACAACGAAGGUUUAGCCUUAUUAGAACGACCAGUACUGCAGUUUUUAUUGCAACAACAUGAUUUAGAAUCUCUUCAUCUGUCUAUGAAACAGGCAUUACGAAAAGCCAUGUGCAGAGUAUAUGCCAUGCAAGCAUUAAAUUGGUUACUAAGAUCAGUGACACAGCCUAUAUGUCUGCACGAUCUUUUGUGGUGGUUUGUCACCUCAUUGACGCCUGUUGAAAUAGAAACAGAACCUGAAGAUGAUAACCAUUUACCUAGAAGGGAAGAUGAAUUGGAACUCAAUAUCUGUGAACACCCUUUAUCGGAUAUUACCAUUGCUGGGGAAGCUGUGCAUCCAUUACCUAGUAUCUUCCACGCUCUUCUACAAACUAUCGCCGAUUUGAUGGUAUUGCUGCCAAUGAGCUCAGCUUUGCAACAAAUCGCAGUCAGAUGUUGGGGUAUACGGUUUGCUACAUCGGACCAUUCGUUCCUCCAUAGAUCUCAAGUAUUUAGUAAUAUAAGCAAAAUCUUGUCAAGAAGCGAAGAGAUGGAAGAUUUUACAGUGUCCAUGCACGAAAGUCACCAAAGCGCAAUAUACCAGGUUACAUCAGUGGUCGAAUGUUUAAAAGAUUUGACAUCCACAUUAGAAAUCAAGGCAUCCAGUAGACAAGCGAUGGUUGGUAGUUUGACUGACAAUUCCACUGAAACUUUCUGGGAGUCUGGAGAUGAAGAUAGAAACAAAACGAAAAGUUUGACCAUUAUAUGUCCUCAGGGCCAUCAUCCAGUUUUAAUAUGCGUACAUAUCGACAAUUGCAGAGACUUAGGUAAUAAAAUAUCAUCUAUAACUUUUUAUUCUGGACAACAUACCGACGAACUCGUUAAAUUGAGAACAGUGGAGGUCGAAACUAGAUUAUUGGGUGGGUGGGUGAGUUGCCCACUUACAGACUUUUCUAACAAUGUUCUAAGACUAGAACUAAAGGGUCCAGAUAACUCAGUAAGAGUUCGACAAAUCCGCGUUCUUGGCAAUAUAGAAGGAGAAUCCCUCAAAGUUGGAAAACAAUACACUGCCAGUACCCUUCAGCAAAAAUACUGCGAGGCAGAAACCCUAAGGGUCUUCAGGUUAAUUACUUCUCAAGUAUUCGGCAAAUUAUUACAAGGUGAAGACGGUCAAAGUAUCACUAAUGGAGAGUUACCGAAUGGCUCUGGUUCUGUUAGCGAGAAUGUUGAUCCUAACGAAGAAAGUAACGAGUUGAGAGAACAUGUUGUAGGAAUUUUGUUCAGUAGAAGUAAAUUGACUCAUCUACAGAAGCAAGUUAUUGUUCACAUUGUUCAAGCGAUACGCAAAGAAACAGAAAGAGUUCACGAGGAAUGGGAAUCCAAUCUAUGUACCUCUUCAGGCUUUUCAAACCAGAGUCAAGAAGGUACCAAAAAUUCGGAUACCUACUGCUUCGAAAUGUUGUCAAUGGUAUUAGCUCUGUCAGGGAGUUCUGUAGGCAGAAAUUAUUUAUCUCAUCAGACAGAUUUGUUGGGAGAUAUUCUAACUUUACUUCAUACUGGAAGUGCCAGGGUGCAACGUCAGGUUACAUCAUUGCUACGAAGAAUAUUGCCAGAGAUCACUCCAGAGGCUUUCGGCAAAGUUGUGGGUGUUAGAAAGUUACCCGCUAGAGAUUUUAGCAUAGUGUCAGUUGUUAACAAGGAAUCCAUUACCAACAGUUUUGAUGUUAACCAGCUCGGCAUACUUGACGUAUUCUUGAGUGUAAUCGCAAAAGCAUUAACACUCCAGGUUAAAAUAAGAGGAAAGACAGGCAACAGCGGAACCCCAAAAGAAAUUACAACAGUUACUUUGGCUACUUCUAUCCAACCAAGAGACAUAUUGGGCGUACGAUGGUGGCUGAGAGGAUCUGUCAAUAAAAAGUUGUCUGAGGUUAUCAUAAAUCUAAUCAAGGAUAUGGCUGGAGGAAAAAUGUCAGAGUGUUGGGCUAAUAUAACCAAAGGAGCAAUUGCUGAAAACAUACUUCACUUAACUUAUCUCUCCGAAGAACAAAGAAUACCAUCUUCUUGUUUGCGAACACCAACAUUAUGGCUGGCUUUGGCAUCGCUAUGUGUUUUGGAUGAAGAUCAUGUAGAACGCUUGACAUCUGGUCAGUGGAACCAACCAGAAGGACAAUCUAUUCAGCCUAGGCCAACCUGCUGCAACCACGAUGAUGGAGAAACUGUCGCAGUUAUCCAAUGCAGUCAUUGUGGAAAUUUGUGCGCAGAUUGUGACAGAUAUUUACAUUUACAUAGGAAAACUAGACAUCACCAAAGACAGGUUUGCAAAGAAGAAGAAGAAGCCAUCAAAGUCGAACUGCAUGAAGGUUGUGGAAGAACAAAAUUAUUCUGGUUAUUAGCAUUAGCUGAUCCAAGAACACUAAAAGCUUUAAUAGAAUUUAGAGAAGGAGGAACUAGGACUAAAGCAGUAGGCAUGAGCGGAGUUUGUAGAUUUUGUGGAACAUCCGGUAAUUCUGGACUUCUGGCUAUUGGAAAUGUUUGUGCUGAUCAUGAGUGCCAGGAAUAUGGACGAACUGCCUGCAGUAAAAUUUUGAAUUGUGGUCAUAUGUGUGGAGGAGUUAUAGGUGAAUCCAAAUGUUUACCGUGUUUACAUGGUUGCUCUGGAGAUAGUAAUUUAAGGCAAGACUCCGAUGAUAUGUGUAUGGUUUGUUUUACAGAGGCAUUAUCUUGCGCUCCGGCUAUUCAGCUUGGAUGUGGUCAUGUAUUCCAUUUACACUGUUGUAAAACUGUUUUGAUGAAACGAUGGGCAGGUCCUAGAAUAACGUUUUCAUUUAUACUGUGUCCCAUUUGUAAAGAGGAAAUAAAACAUGAGACAUUGAAUGAUAUUUUAACACCUAUUUUGGAUUUGUUCAAAGACGUCCGUCGAAAAGCUCUAAUGAGAUUGGAAUACGAAGGAUUACAUACUGUUGAAGCUGUUGUAACACCGGGUGCCAGAUUCUACAGCGAUCCAGCUUCUUAUGCAAUGGACAGAUACGCCUAUUAUGUCUGUUAUAAAUGUAAAAAGGCAUAUUAUGGUGGAGAAGCCCGGUGUGAUGCAGAGAUGGGUGAAAACUAUGAUCCGAAGGAACUAGUAUGUGGAGCCUGUUCUGAUGUAGCUAGAGCUCAGAUGUGUCCAAAACACGGAACCGAUUUCUUAGAAUACAAAUGCCGAUAUUGUUGUUCAGUCGCUGUAUUCUUCUGUUUUGGAACAACUCACUUCUGUAAUCCGUGCCAUGAUGAUUUUCAGAGGGUAACAAAUUUACCAAAGAACGAGUUACCUUUGUGUCCAGCUGGUCCCAGAGCCAAACAACUAGAUGGAGAUGAGUGUCCUCUGCACGUAAAACAUCCUUCCACUGGCGAAGAAUUUGCUUUGGGUUGCGGAGUAUGCAGAAAUGCACAUACUUUUUAAAUUUAUAUAAAUAUAUAUAUAUAUUGCAUGUUAAAAGUUAGGAAAAAAUAAUGUUUACGAACAAUUUAAAGAGAUUAUUCAUUAUUUAGUUGAGUUAUUAUGAAUUAUUAAUUGGCCAUAGGACACAUACUUGUCUUACUCUCUAUGGUUAAGUAUUUCUGCGGUUAGGCCGCUUUUCAGUCUUACUGACGGCACUUGUCUGUAGGGCUUCCAAUCCCGGAAUACCGAGAUCUCGGAAUUGCGGGAUCCCGCGUCAUUUUCCAAUCCCGCAUGGUGCGGAAUUAAAGGCGCGGGAUCCGCGGGAUUUGCGGGACUAAAAAAAGCGUACAUUCGACCUCUCGCCAGAGCUUGCGCCUGGUGAUUUUUGUGAAUUUUGAUGCUUUAGUAAAUCUAAAAAAUAUCUUGAAGCCGGUAAAACUUGCUGUCGAACUCCUUUGCCGUUAUUGCGAUUAUUACUGCUGAAGUUAUGCUCAAAUUUAUGAUCAAGAAACAGGAAAAUAAUCAUUCAACGUUAGCUUCAGAAUUAACUUUGUCUUUGCGCCGACGCGCGACGUAUUUUACAACAACGUAGAAAUGUGAUUGCACUACCGAUUUAUCACGCGUCGUGUGACGAAGAGGCUGAUCAAGUAAAAAACGUCAAUGUAGAGGUUCCGUCAUGGGGUUUCGAGCUUGAUCUUACAUUGCAACAGGAGUUAGAGUUAGCUUUAUCGUCAGCAUGUAAUGUACUGUACCCGUCGCCAUAUUGACAUAUUGAGUCCAUUAUAAAAAAGAAAUGACUCUAUGAAUCUGGGGGGUCAAUGGGAAAAUAUCUUACAUUUACAUAUAAAGCCUUAAAGGGAAUACCGCCGACAAGUGUGGAAGCCGAAAGGGCAUUUUCUGCUGCUGGCUAUAUUGCCUCUAAAAUACGCAGUAAAUUGGCAGACGACAGUUUAGAUAUGUUCCUUUUCAUUCACAAACAUUUUCAAUUGAAAGCUUUAGCUAAAUAAUAGAAUAACUAAGUAAUAUAGCAACUAAAUAAGUAAAGUAAACUGUGUCAAUUUACAGUUGAAAAUAUGUUUUUUGUUGCUUUUUAAAACUUGGUGUAUUUUUUGAAGAAGAUAGGUUUUUUGUUUUUUCAGUAGCUUUUUUGUUACUGUUUUUUGUGAAUAAUAAACGGUGUAAUUUAAUUGAUCUCAUACUAAUAGUAAUACUUAAAUAAAUGUGGAGUUAGUUGAUUAA